Molecule: messenger RNA, 1364 nt
Organism: Arabidopsis thaliana (thale cress)
Lineage: Eukaryota; Viridiplantae; Streptophyta; Magnoliopsida; Brassicales; Brassicaceae
Gene: GLY3
Product: glyoxalase II 3
Exons: 8
Coding region: 209-1093 (294 amino acids)
Biological process (GO): glutathione metabolic process
Cellular component (GO): mitochondrion
Molecular function (GO): sulfur dioxygenase activity
Source: RefSeq, marked reviewed
UCCAUCUACACUCGAAAACUUCAUCAUCAUCUUCAAGGUUUAAGAUUGGCUUCAUGAAUCUCCAAUCACUGUUCUCAGAUGAUUGUUUAAUCUUAUCUGAUAAAAAUCAUUUGCUUCCAUAAUUGUUACUGAAUCGUGCAGAACUGAUCAAUCACGGGUCCCACCACAUUGUUUGUUUCAAGAAGCUAUUAACGUCGGCUGAUUCCAAAUGGUGAUGACACAUUUUUCACGUCUCCGACAACUUCUUCUUCUCCAACCCAAAUUCCUCUCUUCUCAACCUCGUCCUCUCCGUUCUCCUCCUCCAACAUUUCUCCGAUCAGUGAUGGGUUCGUCUUCUUCUUUCUCCUCUUCUUCCUCGAAGCUUCUCUUUCGUCAACUCUUUGAGAACGAAUCUUCCACCUUUACUUAUCUUCUCGCCGACGUUUCUCAUCCUGAUAAACCUGCUUUGUUGAUUGAUCCGGUGGACAAGACUGUGGAUAGAGACUUGAAACUGAUUGAUGAGUUAGGACUAAAGCUUAUCUAUGCUAUGAACACUCAUGUUCAUGCUGAUCAUGUCACUGGUACUGGACUUCUUAAGACGAAGCUCCCGGGUGUGAAAUCCGUUAUUUCGAAAGCAAGUGGUUCCAAAGCUGAUUUGUUUCUUGAACCUGGUGACAAAGUAUCUAUUGGUGAUAUAUACCUUGAGGUUCGUGCUACACCUGGACACACUGCAGGAUGUGUUACAUAUGUGACUGGUGAAGGAGCUGAUCAGCCCCAACCAAGAAUGGCUUUUACCGGGGAUGCUGUACUCAUCCGUGGUUGUGGGAGGACUGACUUUCAGGAAGGAAGCUCAGAUCAACUCUACGAGUCUGUACAUUCACAGAUAUUUACAUUGCCAAAGGACACAUUGAUCUAUCCUGCUCACGACUACAAAGGUUUCGAGGUAAGUACAGUUGGAGAAGAGAUGCAACACAACCCGCGUCUAACUAAAGAUAAAGAAACAUUCAAAACCAUUAUGUCAAAUCUGAAUCUGUCGUAUCCGAAGAUGAUUGAUGUUGCAGUACCAGCAAAUAUGGUCUGUGGGUUACAAGAUGUGCCUUCUCAAGCCAACUAAAAAAAACUCUUACAUAUAAUGUUUGUCUUUUUAUCGAUGUCAUUCUAUAUUUACCAAAGCCAAUAAAAACUCUUGAGAGUAAUUUCUACAAUAAGAUUUGCUUCCGUUGUAGAUAAGUUCAUUAGAAAAUUGUGUAAAUUAGAUUGAACAUGUGGAAUUUGUUAUGAAGAUGAAGACAGUAUUUGCGUGUUCGACUUUUGUUUGGUUUGUUGAUUGAUGUGUCAACUACUUUUCAAUUAACAUAAAUCUACAUGAGCUUUUUCAACCACCA